Metarhizium album ARSEF 1941 is the source of this 519-nucleotide messenger RNA. RefSeq lists its product as uncharacterized. The transcript is spliced from 2 exons. The coding region runs from base 1 to 519 and encodes 172 amino acids. Gene Ontology annotation, biological process: regulation of DNA-templated transcription. The record is from RefSeq and is a predicted model, not a curated record. Gene Ontology annotation, cellular component: histone deacetylase complex. NCBI's taxonomy places the organism in Eukaryota, Fungi, Ascomycota, Sordariomycetes, Hypocreales, Clavicipitaceae. Gene Ontology annotation, molecular function: transcription coregulator activity; protein binding.
AUGCCACCUCCCAAGUCACGGAAUGCUACCGACGACCACAAGACCGACACCGCCGGCGGUUCCAAAGAGAAGGGGAGCGGUCCGGCCUCAGCCAAGAUGCGUCGCGCAGCCAGCCAGCCUAGUGCAUCGCAACUGCGAGAAGCAGCAAAUGCACCUUUGCAAAAUGCUGCAGAACCACAAGCACCAACGAUCAAUUGGUCUUCUUUCGAGCGCGAUGCCCUCCAUACCUACCGUCGAGAACACCAACUAAACACACCAGCCUCGUUUGCCAGCAGGUACCACCAAUUGCUGCUUUCGCGACCGGGCAGCAUCGGCCACUACUCCCCGACCAUGAUCCGUAAGCAUCAGACGCGACGGCAGAGUAAAGAAAGCUUAGCAAAGGUUGUGAGGAAGCACUUCAACGGCCUUGGCAUCCAAGAAAAUGAUGUCGUAGUCGAUUUCAUAUACAAAAUUCGAAACGAAAAGAUGGCCAAGGCAGGAGGUCCAAACAGACAACCUGGCAUUAUCUCGGACCAUUAA